ACACGCUUCCAGGGGCAGUGGCAAUGCAAGGGAUGAGGCAGCAACAAGCCGUAGCUGACUCUUCUUCUGAGUCCAAAUCCGAGAGUUCAAUGCAUGACGACCACAGCAAUCAUGCAGUAGAAUUGGUGGAAGCAGAGGCAGUGAAUGAUGUGGAGCACCAUCGGGCUGUGGCUCAUCCUUCAAUGGAUGGCACCCACAGAAGGCAAGCCAUUACUCGGAAAUAUCAGUUUCGCUUUGCAGGUUUUGUGCUCUUCCUUUUGUUCGGUUGUGGGAUCAUUAUUGGUUCUGUUUGUGGGGCAGGCUUAUGUGGUAGCAGUGAUUCCAUUGAGUCCACAAAAACUGCCAGAGAUAUUCUCCAGGUGCCCCAAAUGGAAAUUGUCCUGACUACCAUCCUGGGAAAGGACUACUUUGAUGGAGUCGUGAUAUCUGGAGAAGGCUAUCACAGCGACCUAACUGAUUUCCUCAGGGAAAGUAGGCAGAAAUCUUUUGACUGGAUUGUCAAUCAGGAUCCACUGCAAUUGGAAUAUGAUGCUCCAAAUUUAUUUCAGAGAUUCCUUCUCGUGCUUUUCUACCAUCAAACCACAAGGCACAACCCAUGGAAAGAGUGCAAUCCACCAGUAACUUCUCAGGGGAGUACAUCAUUCAAUUCCUGUUAUGAACUGGAAUAUUUCUCAGGGGAAACAACCCACUACAUCUGGGGGAAUAAGUGGCUCUCUGUCAGUCAUGAAUGCCAGUGGGCUGGAGUCACUUGUGAGACUGGUCAAAGAGAAGAGCAAGAGGUUGUGGAACUGGAGCUUCGGUGGAAUCAGCUCAAUGGCCUUCUCCCAUGGGAGAUUACAAGAUUGCCACAGCUAAAAAAUCUUGAUUUACAUCACAAUAUGCUGACUGGAGUGAUGCCCCAAAGGCUCUUUACCAACCAAUCAGGCCUUGCCUUGGAGUCUCUCUCAUUGGACGUUAACCAACUCUCAGGACCCAUCCCUGCAAGAUGGUUCGAAGAAACUGCAAAACUUACCAAUCUUGAUUCCUCUUCAAACAGACUGACUGGGAGAAUUCCAUCAGAACUGGGGCUACUCCCUAUGAAGUAUCUGAAUUUUGGCAACAAUUCACUGACAGGAUCUCUGCCGGUGGAAGUGUUCUAUCAGGACUCGCUUCAGUGGCUAUUUUUGCACAUCAAUGAUCUUACUGGUACCCUGCCAACUGAAGUUGGAUUGUUGGCCAACCUGGAAUAUCUUGACUUGAGCGGCAACAGUGUAUCAGGAUCCCUGCCUUCAGAGAUUGGUCUGGCAAGCCAAUUGCAAAAUAUUCAGGUUUCCUACACCAACAUGCAAGGGACGCUCCCUGAAGAAUUGUAUGGAAUCAGCAUUCUUAGGCAGUUGGUGUUGGACAGUUGCAACUUUUCUGGGACCAUCAGUUCAUCGGUUGGUCUUUUGACAGACCUUGUGCAACUGGGCCUAUCCAGUAACAAGUUCCAUGGCACAAUCCCCAAUGAGAUUAACUCGCUGACAAAUCUGGCUCUAUUGCGGGUGAAUGAGAAUGAGCUGACAGGCACUGUUCCAGAGUCUGUUUGCCACCAUGUAUAUCUUUUUCGUGGUGACAGUUAUCAUAAAGUUGCAUUGGAGGCUGACUGUUUGCCAAGCACAGAAACUGGAGUCCCCACAAUUGAGUGUGCUGUUGAUUGCUGUACCUUGUGUUGUGACAAUACAGGGUAUUGCCUUGCCAAUUGA
Seminavis robusta is the source of this 1724-nucleotide messenger RNA. The record is from the annotation of a GenBank genome assembly. NCBI's taxonomy places the organism in Eukaryota, Bacillariophyta, Bacillariophyceae, Naviculales, Naviculaceae.